Molecule: messenger RNA, 978 nt
Organism: Beauveria bassiana ARSEF 2860
Lineage: Eukaryota; Fungi; Ascomycota; Sordariomycetes; Hypocreales; Cordycipitaceae
Product: acetolactate synthase
Exons: 2
Coding region: 1-978 (325 amino acids)
Biological process (GO): branched-chain amino acid biosynthetic process
Cellular component (GO): acetolactate synthase complex; mitochondrial nucleoid
Molecular function (GO): acetolactate synthase regulator activity
Source: RefSeq, a predicted model, not a curated record
AUGGCUGCCAUGCGAUCCUUUGGAGCGCCGCUCCGAUGGGCCGCCUCGGCGCGCACCACCAUCGCCCUCCCAGCUGCCCGCGCCGUCCGCUUCAACUCCUCGAGCAGCUCGACCUCUGCCAUUGCCUACAAGGCGCUGCGGCGACGCUCAGCGCCUCUGCCUCUGACCGAGACGCCGCCCUCGUGGUCCGCCCAGGCCGCCGUCUCCAACAUCCUCUACGAAACGCCCACACCUAGCAUGGCGCCUCCCAAGCGCCACAUCCUCAACUGUCUCGUCCAGAACGAGCCCGGCGUGCUCUCUCGUCUGUCUGGCAUCCUUGCCGCCCGCGGCUUCAACAUUGACUCGCUCGUCGUCUGCAACACCGAGGUCGAGGACCUCUCCCGCAUGACCAUUGUCCUCACUGGCCAGGACGGCGUCGUCGAGCAGGCCCGCCGCCAGCUCGAGGACCUCGUGCCCGUCUGGGCCGUCCUCGACUACUCCAGCGCCGCCCUCGUCCAGCGCGAGCUGCUUCUCGCCAAGAUUAACAUCCUCGGCCCCGAGUACUUUGAGGAGCUGCUCGCCCACCACCGCGAAAUCACCACCGGCGACGUCCAGGCCGCCGCCGCCGACCCGGAGCUCAACCAUGAGAACCAGCAGACCCUCGAGGAGAGCGCCGCCCGCGACUUUCACCCCAGCAAGCUGGCCGCCUCCGAGGCGCUCCGCCACAAGCACGAGCAUCUCAAAACUAUCACCUACUUUACGCACCAGUUUGGCGGCAAGGUGCUCGAUAUUAGCACCGUGAGCUGCAUUGUUGAGGUCUCUGCCAAGCCCUCCAGAAUCGACUCCUUCCUCAAGCUCGUCGCUCCUUUCGGCAUUCUCGAGUCUGCUCGCACCGGUCUCAUGGCCCUACCCCGAUCCCCUCUCAAGGGCCCCAACGAGGAGCAACUCACCCUCGAUGCUGAUGAGAUUGUCGACGCCAGCCAGCUCCCCCCUGGUUAA